AUGUUCCGCAACAACUACGACAACGACUCCGUAACCUUCUCACCGCAAGGCCGCAUCUUCCAAGUCGAAUAUGCCCAAGAAGCCGUGAAGCAAGGGUCAGUAGUAGUAGGCAUAGUAUCCAAGACCCACGCCGUACUAGCCGCCUUGAAGCGCAACGCUGAAGAACUCUCCUCCUACCAAAAGAAGAUCAUCCCCAUAGACUCACACUACGGCGUCGCGCUCGCCGGCCUCGCCUCCGACGCCCGUGUCCUCUCAAACUUCAUGAAGCAGCAGUCCCUCGCCUCGCGCCUAACGUACGACCGCCCGAUCCUGCUCUCCGAGAUCACGCACCGCAUCGGCGACCGCGCGCAGACCAACACGCAGCACUACGGCAAGCGGCCCUACGGCGUCGGGCUGCUGAUCGCGGGCGUCGACGCCAAGGGCCCGCACCUCUUCGAGUUCCAGCCCUCGGGCGUCACGCAGGAGAUGGUGGCGUGCGGCAUCGGCGCUAGGAGCCAGAUGGCGCGGACGUACUUGGAGCGGAAUCUGGAGCAGUUUGAGGGGGCGAGUAGGGAGGAGUUGGUUAAGCAUGCGUUGAAGGCGCUAAAGGAGAGCCUGAGUCAGGAUAAGGAGUUGACGGUUGAUAAUACGAGUGUUGGGGUUGGGGGCGUGAAGGAGGACUUUAGGCUGUAUGAGGGGCAGGAGAUUAGUGGCUGGUUGGAGACGACGUUUGAGAAUACGAAUACCGCGCCGGAGCCGGAGGCAGGCGAGGGCAUGGAGGUGGAUUCGUGA
This is a messenger RNA of Coniosporium apollinis CBS 100218, 771 nucleotides long. Its product is annotated as 20S proteasome subunit alpha 6. Gene Ontology annotation, cellular component: nucleus; proteasome core complex, alpha-subunit complex; proteasome core complex. NCBI's taxonomy places the organism in Eukaryota, Fungi, Ascomycota, Dothideomycetes. The transcript is spliced from 2 exons. The record is from RefSeq and is a predicted model, not a curated record. Gene Ontology annotation, biological process: ubiquitin-dependent protein catabolic process. The coding region runs from base 1 to 771 and encodes 256 amino acids.